GCCAGUGGCAGGGUUUCUUACUCCCUAGCCUUGUUUGUAUCAGUCCUCUCCAACAUUAGGCAUCACUGCCAUGUUCAACUUUGCUGACUACAAUUACCCGUUGCCUGAAAAAAUAACUUGUAUUUAUACAACGAUUGUGCUGAUUUUGUCACCCACUUCCUGGCUGGGAGAGAACAGGAAGAAUGGCUACCCAGAGUGUUCUCUCAGAGCUCAUAGACAGAGAAAGAAAAAAAUUAGUUGAAAUCCUCCAACAAGAUCCUGAUUCAAUCUUAGAUACAUUAACUUCUCGGAAGCUGAUUUCUGACGAAGAGUAUGAGUCUCUGGAGAACAUUCAAGAUCCUCUGAAGAAAAGUAGAAAGUUGUUAAUUUUGAUGCAGAAAAAGGGAGAAGUAAGCUGUCAGCAUUUUCUCAAGUGUUUGUUUAGUACUUUUCCAGCGUCAGUUUCCUUUCAGGAUUUAAAGCACGAAUUUUUAAAACAGGAGAAUAUAGAACCACCGCUUCAGUCCAUGGGUGUAAGCAAAUAUUUGGAAGAUGUUUUUUUUCCUGGAGAGAAACAGUCUGAGAAUCCUGAGAUCACAGUGGCCUUAAAAGAUAAAUACUUAGAUUUUGGAGACUUCAAGGACAAUAAAAUUAGUUAUAGAGAAACUGCUUUGUCCUCAAGAGUAAAUGAGAAAGAAUAUAACGCACCAAAAAUCACAAUGCCCUAUUUGGUUGAGAAUGUUGAAUACGAAUUUCCAGCAACUAUUGAGUAUUUACAGGACGGACAGAGAUAUGAAGAGCCAGAUGAUUCUUUAUACUCAGGACAAGAGGACUACCUAGAAUCUAUUGAAUACUCUAAAGAUGCAGAAACCACUGUGGAUGAAGAGAAUUAUGAUAAUCCAGAGAACAUUGUCUAUUAUGGUGAAGAGGACUCUGCAUAUUCAGAAACCAAAGGGUAUUCUGAUGAAGAACAACAUUAUGAGGAGUCAGAAGCCAGCAUAUUACUGGAGGAGGAAGAGACAAGUAUAGAAGAAAGAAAAAAGGUGUUUAGAGAAGUCCUGUCAUGUUUGAACAUGGACAGGAGCAGAAAGCUUCUGCCGGAUGUUGUGAAACAAUUCUUCUUAGAGCGAGUAGAGACGUGGAUACCUAAGACUCCAGGAGACUUAGUUUGGAAUUUCCUGAUGAAAGUUCAAGCGCUGGAUGUGACGGCCAGAGAUUCAAUACUCACCCACAGGGCUCUGGAUGAGGACAGCCAGGGGGACUUGCUGACUGGAGUGGAGAAUUUGGAAAUCAGAGAUACGCAAACCAUUAACCCCCUUGAUGUCCUUUGUGCCGCUAUGCUGUGUUCAGACAGUUCUUUGCAACGUGAAGUCAUGUCAAACAUGCAUCAAUGCCAGUUUGCUCUUCCCCUGCUGCUGCCAGAUGCAGAAAACAACAAAAUCAUUUUAAUGCUGGGAGCCAUGAGAGACAUUGUGAAGGAGAAGUCUGCAAAGGCUUCUGGGGAGCCGGCAGGGGAUACAGAGAAGCUUCUGAUGUGCACAAAGAUGCCUGUUAUCUCUUUCGUGCGUCUAGGCUGCUGUAGCUUUUCCAAAUCCAAAAUCCUCAAUAGGCUGCUUAGCCCUGCUGGACAGAAAUCACGUAAAAUCUUUCUCCAGGAUUUGCCAGCUCUGGCGCUUCCUCGGCAAAUCUCUGAUGGCCUGGUUGAGAUAGCAUGGUGUUUCCCUGACCGCGACCAUCUAAAGGCAAACCCUAGCAUUUUUCAAAAGCCUGUUGCUGUGACCAGCCUUCGUGGAGAUCUGCAAAGUUUUUGGACACAGUUUGGCUUCUUGAUGGAAGUUUCCUCAGCUGUGUUUUUUUUCACUGACUGCUUAGGUCAGAAGGAAUGGGACCUGCUAAUGUUUCUAGGAGAAGAGGCCAUUGAAAGAUGUUACUUUGUCCUCAGUUCUCAGGCUAGGGAGAGUGAAGAGGCUGAGAUUUUCCAGAGAAUCUUGAAGCUGAAGGCAGCACAGCUACUGUUUUGGGAGGAGGAGGGGGCUGGGGAGACAGGGAAGAACAUGGAGUGCUUGCAAGCUACCCUCCAGGAAGUGAUGUCCUCGUCACUCAGAUAUGUGUCCCUGGAGGACAUGGCCUCGCUGGCCUGGGAUUUGGGGAUUCAGGUAGACCAAGACUUUGAGAAGAAUGAAGAAAUCCCAUUUGUCCUUAGUGAAAACAUGGCUGCAAAAGCUAAAGAUGAGGAAGAACAAAGACAUGAUCAGCCAAAAAGUCCAUCUGAAAGCUCAGUUGAGGUGCCUAUGAAAGAGCCUGGGGUUCAAAAUUUUCACUUGAUCCAAGUACUUAUGCCUCAUCUGGGAAACUCCAGUCCUGCACCAUCUGUAACUGGAGGUAACCUUAACCGUGUUUCCUGGAGAGCCCCCAGGGUUGCAGGCUCCCACUUUUGGUCAGGACAGGGGUCUAAGCGGUCCCGUCCUUUGCCCUUUCAGAAUCCAAGGGCCCAUAAUCAAGGUAAAUGUUUUGGGAUUCAAUAUUUCCAACCUCAGAGAUUUUAUUCAGGUGAAAGAGUCAUGAAAAUCUCCCAACCUGCUUGGGGAUGUCACCUGACAAAAACAUCUGUGAGACCACUAAGACCCGCCACUCAGCACGAGCAGGCUUCGCUCAAGAGACCACCCACAAUGGGAGCUCCUCGUUGGUCUGGGGCAGCGGUCUCUCAGUUGGGACACUCCCAGCUCCAAGGUUCCCAGCCAGCAGGACCAACUGGAAACCUUAUGAGAACACCAUACCAUGUUAAACAGUCUCAUCCUCAAUUCUUUUCACCGGCCAACAGCACAUUUGUACACAGGUUUCAGUUCAAAUCUGAUCAGCCUAAGCCAUCCCAGGUCAAGCACCCCCAGCAUAAAUCCUCCCAACCUCAACCCACUCCAACAAAACCCCCUCAGGGCCAGACCUCCCGAACUAAGUGUUUUCCAUCAAAACCCACUCAGCCAAAGUCAUGCCGGCGCCAGUCCCCCCAACCUAAGCCUUCUCAGUCCCAGGCCUCCCAAUCUAAGCCUUCUCAGCCCCCCUUCCCUCCAUCUAAACCUUUUCAGCACCCCCCCACCCAUGCUAAACCCUCUUCAUCUAAAUCUACCCAGCAGUACCCACGCCAGCCCCAGUCCCCUGAACCUAAACUUUCUCAGCACAGACCCUCUCAACCCAAGUCAUCUCAGACCAACCCUUCACAGGCUAAGGCGAACUACCCAAAAGCAGGGCCAAAGAGGGUAGGGAAACGUUAAACAUCACUUUAGAAACCUGUGGAGCAUGGUCUUGCCAGACCAUUCCUAUCAUAGAGGAACCUGAAGAAGAGUGUGGUGAUGUUUCGCGACUGUCAUUAGCAAGACACAGACAAAAAGAUAUGCAAAGUCUAAUUGUGUCAGUAAAAUAUAUCUAAGAAUUAUGUUCCUAACCGGCCUCCCUGGUGGCGCAAGGGGUUAAGUACAGCACUAUGAAGCUAUCCGUAGGCUCUGCAGCACGAGUUCGAUUCCCGGCUAGCCAGCGAGCAACCCACAUGGCGAAGCAGAUCUCUCCUGUCUCUCCCGCUGUUCACCUCUGCAGUGUCUGUAGUCCAGCUGCCUGUUCUGCUCCCCGCUCUGUCUCUGGUGAAUCCUCUCACCCUCCCGCACAUCUGGCCUGUACUCUGAUUCUUGUAUGCAUAAAUAAGUCUUAAAAAAAAAAACAGAAUCAAGCUGUACAUGUUAAUUGAAUUCAGUAUUAGGUAAUAUAUAUUCUGAAUGCAGGGACUGGGAUUUAUGAGACAAUUCUACUUGGAAAAGAAUGGUGUUGGGACCUUUAUUUGCAAAGUAACCAUAAAAUAGUUCCCAGGGUGCCUUAAUGUUGCAAGAAAAAUUGCUCUAGAUAUAGGCUGCUCCAGAGGUGCACAGUGGGUGUGCACAUAACCCUUUUUAUUUGGGAUGUUUAAAUAAACUUGCUUGGAUAAUAAAGCCCCAGUUUGCUUGGAUGAUAAAACUUUCAUAUGACCCUUACAUACAUAUAUAGUGAAAUAAAAAGCAAUAAAAUGAUUUUGUGUCAACUUUAGGAA
This is a messenger RNA of Talpa occidentalis (Iberian mole), 4051 nucleotides long. It is a transcript of the gene CARD6, whose product is annotated as caspase recruitment domain family member 6. Gene Ontology annotation, biological process: regulation of apoptotic process. The record is from RefSeq and is a predicted model, not a curated record. The transcript has 3 exons. NCBI's taxonomy places the organism in Eukaryota, Metazoa, Chordata, Mammalia, Eulipotyphla, Talpidae. The coding region runs from base 183 to 3248 and encodes 1021 amino acids.